AAAAGAAGCAGAACAUAACCUCUUUUAACAACUUUAUUAUUAUUUUGUAAGUCACUGUCAAUACUGUCAAUAUGACUAAACAAUAAAACAAGAAUACUUAAUUAGAAAUACUAUGUUAUAAAAAAGUGGUAAGUGUAUCAACAUAAAAAUGGUUCUAAACAUAUCAUAUUGCCCCCCGAACAUUUCUAUAUGGGACGUUUGGAUCGAUCAUGGAACAUCCCACUGUUUCAUGAACACCCUCACUUCUUCGAUACUGGCUGCAUACAUACUAAUAGGUGGCACGAUACACUUGUGCAUCUACAGGAAAUACGGAACGGAGGCCUCGCCGAACCACCUAUCCCGAUCGAAGCUCUAUUAUUUACAAGUAUUCGUUACCAUUCUUCUGCCCGUUUUAGAAAUCAUCCGGUUCGUGCUGCAGGCUACAGUCUACGAUGAUAGAACUAUUUACGGGUAUAUGAUCGUUUCGCUAGUGCUAACUUGUUUUGCUUAUCCAUUUUCCCUUUGGAUAAUAAACGUUGAGAGAUGUUAUUUGUUACCCUCAAUACCGACCAGUGGUCAUGGUAUAAUGUUGAUUAUAUUUUGGACUUUGGCCUUAAUAUCCGAGAAUUUGGCGUUUUUGAAUUUGGAACAGAAAAAAUGGUGGUUUAAACUUAAGAAUUUAACGGAUGAGUUGGAAAUGACUUUGUUCGUUCUGAGGUACAUAACGUGCCUUACUAUUUUUAUGCUGGGUCUCAAAGCGCCGGGGAUUAUGUUGAAUAUCGAUUAUUUCCAUUUGAACGAUUCGCAGAGGAAUUUGGGUUCUACACAGGACCGCGAAAACCGAUCGACAUGGAGCAAUUUUUGGAAGAAAGUAAAGGUCCUUUCGCCGUUCUUGUGGCCCAAAAAGGACUUGGCUUUGCAGUUUCGCGUGUUUAUCUGCUUCAUACUCCUGGCAGGAGGAAGGGUUAUCAAUUUGUACGUUCCUAUUUAUCAAAAACUUAUAGUUGACAGUAUGAGCGUCGAAGAAAGCCAAAUGGUCUUCCGCUGGGACUGGGUCCUCAUGUACGUGGGAUUUAAAUUUUUGCAAGGUGGCGGCACCGGCGGGAUGGGUUUAUUGAACAAUUUAAGAUCCUUCUUGUGGAUUAGAAUACAACAGUACACGACUAGGGAAGUCGAGGUGGAAUUGUUCAGGCAUUUGCACAGUUUAUCGUUGCGAUGGCACCUCGGUAGAAAAACCGGCGAAGUCCUCAGAGUGAUGGACAGAGGAACGGAUAGUAUUAACAACCUGCUGAACUACAUUGUAUUCUCAAUUGUACCAACAAUUGUAGAUAUAUUAGUGGCUGUGAUAUUCUUUGUAGCUGCGUUUAACGUUUGGUUCGGAUUGAUCGUGUUCGUUACCAUGAUGUUGUACAUAGUAUUAACCAUCACCAUUACCGAAUGGAGAACCAAGUACCAAAGGCGCAUGAACUUGGCCGAUAACGCUACGCGAGCUCGAAGCGUCGAUUCCCUGCUCAACUUCGAAACGGUGAAGUACUACGGAGCCGAGCAAUACGAAGUGGACGCUUUCAGGGAGGCCGUGCUCAACUACCAGGGCGAAGAAUUCAAAUCGAGCAUCACUUUAAACAUACUGAACACCGUUCAAAACGUGAUAAUCUGCGGCGGUCUGUUGACGGGCAGCUUGCUCUGCGUGUACCUCGUCGUGGAUAAACACACUUUACAAGCCGGCGAUUACGUGUUGUUCGCCACCUACAUCAUCCAAUUGUACGUUCCGUUGAACUGGUUCGGUACUUACUACAGAGCGAUCCAAAAGAACUUCGUCGACAUGGAGAACAUGUUCGAUCUGCUGCGGGAGGAGCAAGAGGUGAUCGACGCGCCCGGGGCCGGCCCCGUCCUCGUCAGAAAGGGCGAAGUCGAAUUCAACAACGUUACGUUCGGGUAUUUGCCGGAGAAAUUGGUGUUGAAAAACGUUACGUUUUCAGUGCCGGCCGGUAAAACCGUCGCUCUAGUGGGGCCUUCGGGAAGCGGCAAAAGUACGGUAAUUAGGCUGUUAUUUAGAUUUUACGACGUCGAGACUGGUUCCAUUGUGAUAGAUGGACAGAACAUUAAGACUGUUACACAGGAAUCUUUGAGAAGAUCUAUAGGCGUGGUACCCCAAGACACCGUUCUCUUCAACAAUAGUAUAAAAUACAACAUCCAGUACGGUCGAUUGACGGCGACCGAUGCGGAUGUGAUAGGCGCCGCCAAAGGCGCCGACAUCCACGAGAAAAUCCUCACGUUCCCCGACGCCUACGAGACGCAGGUGGGCGAAAGGGGGCUGAGGCUCAGCGGCGGCGAAAAACAGCGGGUCGCGAUAGCUAGAACGUUGCUGAAAGCGCCCAACAUCAUUCUCCUCGACGAAGCCACCAGCGCUUUGGACACCAACACCGAAAGGAACAUACAGGAGUCGCUGGAUCGAAUGUGCGCCAACAGAACGACGAUAAUCGUGGCGCAUCGAUUGUCUACGAUCAUUCACGCCGACGAGAUUCUCGUUCUGCAAGACGGGGAGAUCGUCGAGCGCGGCAAGCACGAGCAUCUCAUCGGACAGGAGGGCGUUUACGCCAACAUGUGGAGGCAACAGUUGAAGAGCAAAGACAAGGAUUCGUCGAUCGAAAGCAGCAUAGAGAAGAGUAAUAAGUAGUAAUGUCGAUUUUUUUUUAUUUACGUAAAUAGAAAAUAGGCGAAGCAGAAUUGUAAACGCUGGUAUUUGUUAAUCGGGCUAGUUGCUGAACACGUUGCGUUAUAAUUGGCUGGGUAGAGAUAGUUUAUUUUUCUACACACUGUAUGUUUUAAGUAUUGUUGAUCUGAUAUUAAUGAUUUUUGAAAUCUACUUAUAAUAACGAAUGCGAGUAUUAUACUCUACUUACCAUUGUGCAUAGGAUAACAAUCGUUCGUGGCGUUAAUGUAGAAAUGAAAUUUUUAAAUUAUGUAUCAAUUUGUGAAACAUUGUAUUCUAUAAUGAACAAAUUUUAAAUAACUAUCAAAUUUGCACACAUCAAUUUUUCUUUAUAAAAGUUUACAAAUCUGCGGGAAAUAUUUUCUAGUAUUUCUGUGAACUUGUUUUAUGAUUUUUUUUUGACUAAAGUCCUCUGUGAAGUUAUUUUUUUAAGUUUAAAAUGAGUUUUACAGUAAGUUGUUCUAUUUCAACAAAAAAACGCUUGUUAGACAAUUUGACUUUUUGAGGGUACUAUUGUAUUAUGUAAAUUAUUUAUAUACAAUAAACAUUAAAGUAUUUU
Molecule: messenger RNA, 3251 nt
Organism: Phyllotreta striolata
Lineage: Eukaryota; Metazoa; Arthropoda; Insecta; Coleoptera; Chrysomelidae
Source: the annotation of a GenBank genome assembly